Messenger RNA from Pochonia chlamydosporia 170, 1965 nucleotides. RefSeq names its product potassium ion channel Yvc1. NCBI's taxonomy places the organism in Eukaryota, Fungi, Ascomycota, Sordariomycetes, Hypocreales, Clavicipitaceae. The coding region runs from base 1 to 1965 and encodes 654 amino acids. Gene Ontology annotation, cellular component: membrane. Gene Ontology annotation, biological process: transmembrane transport; monoatomic ion transport. The record is from RefSeq and is a predicted model, not a curated record. The transcript is spliced from 5 exons. Gene Ontology annotation, molecular function: monoatomic ion channel activity.
AUGCCCAACAACAGGUGGAGAUGGUCUGCCGUUGACCGCGUUCUCGGUGCCAAUGGCAGCCGAGCGACUGGAAACAGCUCUCGAGCUCGGGAUCUGAUCCAUGAGGAAGAAAGUGCCUUGCUCCCACAUUUCAAUCAUGACCAGAUGACAUCAGCCGUUCCGGCACCAGAAGUCACCAAAGUCUGUCUUCGUCUGCGCCAUCUCAUACAGGAAUGUGUUCCCUGCGAAAUGGAAGAGAGCCGCAUUACGGCACCUCACAGUCGAAUCAUUACAACCAAGGUUGUUCAAGCCGCCAAAGAGGCUGGCGGUCAUGAAUAUCGGGGCUGUGUCGUGUACUGCCUGUUGGUCAAUCAACGUUGGUUUAAACAUGAGGCUCUCGUAGAGUUAUGGGACUCAGAUUUGCACAAGCUGCGAGCUGAAGCUUGCGGAGUCAUUGCCAAAGCCUUGAUUGAGACCGAGGAAAACAUCAAUUAUCUCCUAUAUUCUGUGCUGCUGCGUCGGUAUUCGUACAUGGCAAACGGCGUCCCAACACCACCCGUGAAUGUAAUUGAAAAGGCUGUCGAUUUGCAUGCUGUGCGAGUCAUUGGGUCUUCCGGUUAUCAGAAAUGCAUCAACUACUUGUGGCGUGGCUGGCUCGUCCAAGAUGAAAAUGACCCAUCAAUCUUUGUCGAUUACAAGGACAAGGAUAAUCCCAAUUUCAUCGUGCAUAUGGAUCCGGACCGCAUGAGAGCUCCUCGAAAUCAAAAUGCAGCUCAGUUGUUGCUCUCCAUAGUCUAUCUGCUCCUCUACACCAUUGCCAUCAACUCAAUCAACGCCACGGGUGUUUUGGACACUGCAGAGGUUGCCUUGUAUCUCUUCACUUUGGGUUAUGUUUGCGACGAGAUCAUGAAGUUUUACAAGGCUGGAUAUCACAUCCUCGGAUUCUGGAACGCAUUCAACGCUGUUCUUUACUCAUUUUUAACCGUCUCACUAAUUUUUCGAAUCAUGGGAUUGACGUCUGCAGACGACUCUGACUACCGUGAGCGCUACAGCAAACUGAGCUACAACAUGCUGUCCUUUGUUGCUCCUAUGUUUUGGUGUCGCCUCAUGCUGUACCUCGACAGCUUCCGAUUCUUUGGAGCUAUGCUUGUGGUGUUAAAAGUCAUGAUGAAGGAGUCUGUCAUCUUCUUUGCUCUUUUGAUCAUCGUCAUCAUAGGAUUCCUACAGGCAUUUAUUGGCUUGGACCUGACCGAUGAUAAUGUUGCCAAUGACGUUUUGUUCAUCAUCGAGUCCAUGACGAAGGCAAUCCUGCAAAGCCCAGAGUUUGAAGGAUUCGAGGGCUUUGGUCCACCAUGGGGGAUUGUUCUAUACUAUUGCUUCACUUUCGUUGUCAUGAUUAUUCUUCUCAAUAUCCUCAUUGCCUUGUACAACUCUGCCUAUGAGGACAUAUACGAGAAUGCCGACGACGAGUACCUCGCUCUCUUCUCCCAGAAGACCAUGCAGUUUGUUCGAGCUCCAGAUGAAAAUGUGUACAUUGCACCCUUUAACCUCAUCGAAAUCAUCAUCUCAGCCCUUUUUGAAUGGUGGAUGCCAAAGCACAUCUACGAGGUCAUCAACGACUAUGUGAUGGCUGUAAUAUACUCACCGCUACUGUUCGUCUCAGCGUUUUUUGAGACCCGGGCUGCUCAUCGCAUUCGACAUAACAGGUCGAGAGGUGACGACGAUGAUGACGUGGUUGAGGAGUGGGAGCAAUUGGAACAUGAGCUUGAUAUGGAAGCCGAAGGAUGGACCAAAACUUGCGACUCUGUCAAGCCGAAUAUGGAGGAUGACCCUGCAGUUUUGGAAGUCCGAAAGCUACACGCCGAGGUUGAAGAAUUAAAGCUCAUGUUGAAGGAGUUAACGAAAUCUGUCGGGGUCAACAAGACUGGCGACAACGAAGGUAGGAAGGGUGAAGGGCAGUCGUCCAAGUCCAACGAUGACCAGUAA